GUCCUAGCAUAAAAUGUCUCUAAACCAAACGACUCCUUAAAGGACUACUUAGGUUUUAUAGCAAUAGCAAAGGGGUUUUUGAAUUUCAAAUUGUUGAGCCGAAAGCGGGAAUAAAAGGCAACGAAGCAGAAGCCCAAAGAGCAUUUUCUCCAUUGUUCUGCAAAAAACUUACUGCUUCACCACCAUCACUAUACUCUCUCUAUUACUCAGAAAUGGCUAAGCCGCCGCAACAGCAGCAACCUCGAAGCCUUAACCAACGCCAUACUCAGAUUCUGAUUAACCUUUCCGCUUCUCAUUCUAAACCCCCUCCUGAUGAUUUGACAAAAGUGGAAGCUAGGCGACGUUUCAAUCAAAAUGAUGCCGUUCCCACUUUCUCUGCAAUCACAGAUUCUGAACCUGAUUCUUCUCCUUCUCCUGGAGACGAUGGCGUUCCUAGUUUCUCCGGGAUUGCCGAUUUUAGUCCCUAUUCUGAUACAAAAUCUUCUCCUCCUGUUCGAUUUUCUUCGAAUGACAUAGGAGACGACAGCGUACCUAAUUUCUCCCGGAUUGCUGAUUUCAGUCCCGAUUCUGCUACAAAAUCUUCUCCUUCUGGAGAGGCAGAGGAGACUGAUGAUCAAUCGAAGAUUAACAAUAUUAGUGCUUUUGAGAACGACGCCAUUCCUAAUUUCUCUGCCGUUGCUGAUUUCGGUCCAGAUUCUGCUAAAUCUUCUCCUUUUGGGGAAAAUGAGAUUGAUGAAUCCAAGCAUGAAAUUCAAGAGGAAUUAAGUGAUCAACCCGAGGAUUCUUUCGAUUAUCAGUGUUGUGGAAUCGGGGAAAAGGAGAUUGACGAUGAACCCAAGAAUGAAAUUCAAGAGCAAUUAAGUGAACCACCCGUGGAUUCUUUUGAUUCUCACUGCUCUGAAAUCGGUAAUCUUGAUAGCUCGUCUAGUUCUGUGGAAAAAGAAAUUGAUCAACCCAAGAGUGGAACCAAAGCGGACCCACUACUAUCUAAAAUUGAUGAUAACAGUUCUUCACUUUCUGUGGAUAUGGAACAGUCCAAAGAUGUGUAUGAAAAUUGUGAACAAUCUCAGAAAGGCCAGAAAGAUUAUGAGAAAACAUCUAAUGAAGAAGAGGAGAAAAUAAUGAAGAUAAAGAUCAAAGGCCGUCGCCGCCUUUGCAAAAUUUCAGAGGAUAACAAUGACAGUGAGGAACUGAAGCUAAAGGACAAUGAAGAGUCUGGAUUUCUCGAGAUAACAGAUUUUGAUUCACCUCCUCCCCAGGCGAAAAAUGCAGUUCAGAAUGAACAUGGUAGUUCUGGGAGUGAAAUAAGGGAUAUCCUGAAUGAUUUAAGUUCGAGACUUGAGAUUUUGUCUAUUGAGAAAAAGAGGGCACCGAAGCCCAGUGAUUUGACUAAGAAGGAUGAAAUUCCGGAUUACCAAAGUGCUGGUUCCUCAUAUGAUACAAUCAAGGAGUCUAGGAUUAGAGGAGAAAUUCACAAGGAGUCUCUGAAGGAGAUCGAUUUGGGGGGUGAAUCUAAGAAUGACUAUGUUGUCCGGAAAUUGAAUGAUACAAGGUCUUCAGUUGAAGCACCAAAGAGAAAAGAAGUUAAGAUGGUUGGAAAAUCACAGCCCAUGAAAAACUCUUUAUCUGCCUACAAAUUUCUGGAAGGAGACAGUAAUGAUAGUGAUGGUGAUUGUGUGGUCGUUGGUGACAAGAGUGCUAUUACUCAAGUGGGAAGACAUAACAGGAAGGCUAGACUUGAGCGUAAACAUUCAGAUGACUUUGAUUCACGUGAUUUUGUUUCAGAGGAGGAUCACACUUACACUCUCAGUGGACCAAAGUUCAAUUACGGGUUACCUGGUAAAGUUGCCAAAAUGCUGUAUCCUCACCAGCGUGAUGGUUUGAAGUGGCUUUGGUCUCUUCACUGUCUGGGUAAGGGUGGUAUUUUAGGCGAUGACAUGGGUUUGGGGAAGACCAUGCAGAUAUGUGGCUACAUAGCUGGAUUGUUUUAUUCAAAGUUGAUAAAGAGGGUGUUGAUUGUAGCUCCCAAAACUUUGUUGCCCCAUUGGAUCAAGGAAUUAACUGCUGUAGGGCUUUCUCAGAAAAUAAGGGAAUAUUUUGCGACUAGUGCAAAACUCCGGAAUUAUGAGCUUGAAUAUGUUCUUCAGGACAAAGGCAUUCUCCUCACAACAUACGACAUUGUUAGAAAUAAUGUAAAGUCUUUAUGUGGUGAUCAGUAUUUCCUUGACAAAGAUGAGGAGUUGACAUGGGAUUAUAUGAUUCUUGAUGAGGGGCAUCUCAUAAAGAAUCCCAGUACACAGAGGGCUAAAAGUUUGCAUGAGAUUCCUUGUGCUCAUCGUAUCAUUAUAAGUGGCACACCUCUUCAAAACAACCUCAAGGAGUUAUGGGCUCUAUUCAACUUCUGCUGCCCUGGGCUGCUGGGUGACAAACAAUGGUUCAAAGAGAAAUAUGAGCAUCCCAUUCUUCGUGGAAAUGAUAAAAAUGCUUAUGACAGAGACAAGCGUAUUGGCUCAGCAGUUGCAAAGGAAUUGAGGGAACACAUUCAACCAUAUUUUCUGCGACGUCUCAAGAGUGAGGUAUUUUCCGAUGAAUCCUCGGCCGGCGCAAAACUUUCCAAGAAAAAUGAGAUUAUUGUGUGGCUUAAAUUGACAAAUUGUCAGCGGCAACUCUACACAGCUUUCUUGAAGAGUGAGAUUGUCCUCUCAGCCUUUGAUAGCUCCCCACUGGCUGCACUUACUGUAAUGUUCAGAUGGACUUUCUUCCAUGCCUAUUCUCUUUGGUUAUUUCACUAGUUUUUACUGGAUAUA
This is a messenger RNA of Nicotiana tabacum (common tobacco), 2807 nucleotides long. The record is from RefSeq and is a predicted model, not a curated record. Lineage: Eukaryota; Viridiplantae; Streptophyta; Magnoliopsida; Solanales; Solanaceae.